AUGCUCCGCACGCUGCACUCUGUACUAGUGCUGCUGACAGCUCUCGUGAGUUGCGUCAUUUCCCACACCAUACAGCGGGCGCUUCCAUUGUAGGCUGCCCCUGGAGAGACUUUACAGGCGGCUAUGCUCUGGAAGCCGCUGCAGACAGCAUGGCAUCAGCUGGCGGUGUGACCCGGGCAAUCCGCCUCCCUGCUAGACACGGUUAUGCUGUGGAGUUCUCUCCUUAUGUGCCCACUCGCCUGGCAUGCGCAGCCUCCCAGAACUAUGGCAUAUCAGGUUGUGGCACUCUUUUCCUGCUAGACCAAAAUGAUGCGGGUCUUCUUUGUUUUAAAAGCUUUGAGUGGACCGAUGCACUGUUUGAUGUGACAUGGAGUGAAAUUAAUGAGAAUAUCCUGGUAACAUCUAGUGGAGAUGGAUCACUGCAGAUAUGGGACGUAUCCAAACCACAAGGACCUGUGCAUGUAUUCAAAGAGCACGUCCAAGAGGUUUACAGCGUGGAUUGGAGUCAGACAAGAGGAGAGCAGCUUCUGAUAUCUGGAUCCUGGGAUCAUACUGCAAAAUUGUGGGAUCCUUCCGUUGGGAAGUCAUUGUGCACCUUUUUGGGUCAUGAGAAUAUAGUGUACAGCACAAUCUGGUCUCCCCAUAUACCAGGCUGUUUUGCAUCUGCAUCAGGAGACCAGACUUUGAGAAUAUGGGACAUGAAAACUCCUGUAUCUAAACUAGUCAUCCCUGCUCACCAAGCAGAAAUUUUAAGUUGUGAUUGGUGCAAAUAUGAUCAGAAUCUGCUCGUAACAGGCGCAGUUGACUGCAGUUUAAAAGGUUGGGAUUUAAGAUCUUAUCGUCAACCUGUCUUUGAGCUCUGUGGUCAUACCUAUGCUGUCAGGCGGGUCAAAUUUUCUCCAUUUCAUGCAAAUAUUUUAGGAUCAUGCUCCUAUGAUUUCACUGUAAGGUUAUGGGACUUUGCCAAACCAUCACCACUGCUUGAAACUGUGGAGCAUCAUACAGAGUUUACUUGUGGCCUUGACUUCAGCAUUCUUGUCCCAGGACAGGUAGCAGACUGUGCGUGGGAUGAAACUGUUAAAGUAUAUACCCCAUCUUCUCUAUCAGUGCCUCAAUGAUAUUCAUUUAUCUACAAAAGGAGAAGAGAACAUUUCUCAGCGACUAACAAUUAUCAUUCAAAUGUGACCUUAUUUCUGCCAUAAUUAUAUUUCCCACUUUUGAUUUGUUAAACUCUGAUUAUUGAUCUAGAGAAAGCAUCCAGUGCUUCAGAGAACUGUGUAAUAGUAGAACUGGAAUGUGGAUGUAUUGUAAGGAGAUAUUACUUUCCAUUAAAAUGCUUGUUGAUAUUUAUGUGAAAGAAUUUGAUAACUUUUGUAGGGAAAUCAUUUUCUCUGUGCACAGCAUUGGGGGAGAUUUACUAAGCUGAAUACGCCAGAAUUCUGGCUACAUUUGUGCCAGAAAAAAGCAUGUACUGUAUAUGCCUUGCACCACAUUUAUUAUGCUUUUAAAAGGAGAUGAAUGUGGCUUGGUGGGAAGAUUAGGAAUGCAAUCUGACAGUAUUCAUCAAAAUGUUGGUGCAAACUAAGUCAACCAAUAGUUGGUGUAAGGUUUACAUCUAGAAAGAUGUACCAAAUAUAUAAUCCAUUGUGAGCCACUGCAAUACAUUUGGUACAUCUUCAGACUAACUGGUCUAAGUAUUAGACUGGAUUAGUAAAUCUCUCUCAAUGUGUGUUUGUAAUCUAGCCUGUAAGACCAUUACUAAAAAAAAAAAAAAAAAUGUCAUUGAGCUGGGGUAGCAAGGCUUACCUCUUUUUUUAUUAUGAUAUUGUGAAAGUCUUUCAGUUUAAAAGAGGUUUUCUCCCCCCCAAAAAUCGGAACAUUCCCUCCUCCAACUAGUGGUAGAGUCCCCAGAAAUGUAUCCCACGUGUCUCGUCAGGUAUCCUGUUGGGAUGCUCUGAAGCUAAAUAGGAGUGAAAUUCACAAUUAUAAUGCUGAUCACUUUUGAGAUCUCUCCCCCCGGCCUCCCCUUACCACUGAACAUGACUGAAUGUGGACAUUUACCUUAAGGGGAUUUCUUAAUUGUAAAACUAAAAACAAUUUUUUUUUAGGGACAAUUAACACCAUCUUCUAAGGUGUGGGAUACUUUUUACAGUAAGAAUCUUUGUCCACUGCUCAGUCUGCAAGUGAAGACCAUCAAUUGCCCACUGUUAAUACCAAGGUGAAAUUAGUGGAUUAUGAGGUCCCCAAUUUGAGUAGAAUAUUAGGUAUGGGUAGUUUUUGUUUUAAUGUUUCCUGUUUUCUUUCAAGGUUGAUUUCCCCUUUAAGAGUAUUUGCAGAAUCAGUAAUGGUAAAAUGAACCUUCAGAGGGUUAGGAUUUCUAUGUUUAUAUCACUGUGAAAGCGCAUGCUGUAUUUUGUAUAGACGUCUCUUUUGCAGACUACACAUUAGACACAUUUAUAAAAAUCGGAUGUCCAUGAAAACGUUUUCUCAGUCUCAGAUUUCACAGCAAUGUAGGGUGUUUCUGGUUUCACACUUUAUUGUAAAUGCACACAAACUGAACGCUCUGUGUGUCUGCAGAUGUGUGAUCAGAAUGUUUUGUGGGCGGGAGUGUAAUGCGAUGAUGGACAGAUAAUGUCAUUCAUUGUAAUAAGCGGUUUCCUCCUGACCUUUCAUUCAGUACUAAUAUGCCAGAGAAUAAAAGGAGGACACCACUUAAUUGAAGAUCUUUAUUUGUAUUAUUUUCAUUAAUGAAAUGCAUUUAUAUGUCACUUCAUGAGUGUUUACUGUCACAUUGACAAUUACAAAAUGUUAUAUAUUCAGAAAAUAAUAAUAAUUGAAAAAUAUUUAAUAAAGCAAAUCCUUCAGACCUGCA
Bufo gargarizans (Asiatic toad) is the source of this 2872-nucleotide messenger RNA. It is a transcript of the gene PEX7, whose product is annotated as peroxisomal biogenesis factor 7. NCBI's taxonomy places the organism in Eukaryota, Metazoa, Chordata, Amphibia, Anura, Bufonidae. Gene Ontology annotation, biological process: protein import into peroxisome matrix. Gene Ontology annotation, cellular component: cytosol; peroxisomal matrix. Gene Ontology annotation, molecular function: protein binding. Bases 150 to 1118 code for a protein of 322 amino acids. The record is from RefSeq and is a predicted model, not a curated record. The transcript has 10 exons.